This is a messenger RNA of Diprion similis, 1435 nucleotides long. Its product is annotated as corrinoid adenosyltransferase-like. Lineage: Eukaryota; Metazoa; Arthropoda; Insecta; Hymenoptera; Diprionidae. Gene Ontology annotation, molecular function: corrinoid adenosyltransferase activity. The transcript is spliced from 4 exons. The record is from RefSeq and is a predicted model, not a curated record. The coding region runs from base 150 to 848 and encodes 232 amino acids.
AGUUUGAAGUAGCCAUCUUUGAAAAGACGUCCGAAAAGUCAAAAUUACGAUCAGGUGUGUAGCCGAGAGUAUGAAAAUACGCCGCCGGCAUUUAACGAGGUGUUGAACAGUCAAUCUACGGAUACAAGGAUCUCGAAAAAAUCUACGAAAUGGAUGCUAUAAGAAUCGCGGUGCGAAGAUCAAACAUUAUAUACAAGGCAACUGUCCAAGCAUCUUCUAGAAAUUGCAGCAGAAGUCACAGCCACAACAACAGAGUUAUGUCGAGUGCAUCCCAGGAAGCGCUAAUCUCAAGAGAGAGUAACACUGGUCACGGUUUCAUUGAUAUAAAUGACGCAAAGCCAAAGGAUGACCGAAUAUUCAAUGCACUUGGGGCAACUGAUGAACUUUCUUCUUACAUUGGCCUCGCGAGAGAGUUUGCAUGUGACGGUAGCGUCCAGCAUCCUUACGUAGAUAAAUUAAAGAGAGUACAAAUGGUUUUGUUUGAUCUGAAUCAUGCAAUAUCACGGUCGAGUCCUGGUAGAACAAAGCCAUUUGAGGAUAAGCAUACCAAAGAUCUUGAGGAAUGGAUUGUAGAGUACGCGACUCAAUUGCCCCCAGCAGAAGAUUAUAUAAUACCGGGUGGUGGCAAAGCGUGCGCUUCGUUGCAUGUUGCAAGAACAAUCUGCAAGCGGGCAGAGAGGAGCGUGACACCUUUGGUUAGGGACGGUGCUUUAGAUAGCGCAGCUCAGGUAUACCUUAACAGAUUGUCAGAUUUUCUCUUGACUAUAUCACGUAUAGCGGCAAAGUGUGAUGAACGCACUGAAAACAUUUAUAUACCACGCGCCGAAGUCAGCGAAGAGAAACAAUAGUGUGUUUACUUGUGACUUUUUCAACAUGUUCCCAUACACGUGAUUUUAAUUUAAUGAAAUCUCGAAUUAGAAUUUUUCUCUACGAUCCUUUCGUCAUUUGCCAUUUCUAUUUCACUGCACCAGUUAUACACACAAAACCAUUUAAGUUAAUAUCGUACACUAUGACUAAGAAAAUAUUUUGAUAAUUCUUAGAUUGUACUGAUGAUUUAAAUGUCGGGUAUGGGGACAGGUUCAGUGGAUAGACCGUUGAACUAUGAAAAAUAUCAAUCUCCGAUUAGUCGUUGUUAUCAAGACAGAAUAAUGUUGAAUUAGAAUUAUUAUACACGCACGAAGGUAGUUUUAAGAAUAUUCAGAAUUGUAUAAAUUGUUUGAUGCAUUUUCGUCGCAUAAACGCAGUUCAACAGUGACCAUCAAGUAACAGUUGAUGUAUUGAUGUCACUAAAUAUGAUUUCAUUAAAAUACGUACGUAGGAUUUACAGAUGUUUUAUAAAUCAUUGUUUUUAAUGUUGAGAAUAUACGAAUACAGUCCUUGCUGUAAUAAUUAUAUAACGUAUUAAAAAAUAAACCUGUAAAUAGUAUGUACCUAU